Syngnathoides biaculeatus (alligator pipefish) is the source of this 1946-nucleotide messenger RNA. RefSeq names its product olfactory receptor 10J5-like. The transcript is spliced from 3 exons. Bases 277 to 1281 code for a protein of 334 amino acids. NCBI's taxonomy places the organism in Eukaryota, Metazoa, Chordata, Actinopteri, Syngnathiformes, Syngnathidae. Gene Ontology annotation, cellular component: membrane. Gene Ontology annotation, molecular function: olfactory receptor activity; G protein-coupled receptor activity. The record is from RefSeq and is a predicted model, not a curated record. Gene Ontology annotation, biological process: G protein-coupled receptor signaling pathway.
GUGUUGCGUCCUUAAGAAGUAAUCACCUUAUUUUGACAAAGCACAGAGAAGAAACUUUAAAAAAAAUAUUUUUUCACAUGUACGGAGUAAAAAUAAACAGUCAUCAGAAAAAGCAAUACUCUAUUAAAGUAGACUUCCCAGGACGGCGCUACGUUGCCAUUAAGUCCCAAGAGUGCCGAGAGACGGCAUUAAAAGACGCGUGCAUUCACGAGGAGUUCUCUUCAAACCUGAGCGGUAGAAGACGGACGACAUCAUGAAGACACGUUGCAGGUAAAAAUGAAGACAUGUGAGACACAGACAACGAUUAUACAGUACAGACGCUGUCGAAUAGGUUUUUGUGAGCCGCAAGCAGGUGGGUAUGCAAGCAUGCCCAACGUGAAGGUAUCGCCUUACUUUAACCUCACCAUGUUCGUGAACAUCGGGCCGUACCGCUACCCGGCGUUGGCCACGUGCCUCCUGCUUUACGUCUUCAUCGUGUGCGCCAACUGGGCCGUAGUUCUGACGAUCUGCCGCGAGAAGACACUACACGAGCCCAUGUACAUAUUCGUCGCCAGCCUGUCCUUCAACGCCCUGUACGGCUCCACGGGCUUCUUCCCCCGCUUCCUGCUGGACCUGGCGUCCGACACUCACCCCAUUUCGCGCGUCGCCUGCUUCACGCAGAUCUACUUCAUCUACACGUACGCCUCCAACGAGAUGACCACGCUGUGCGUCAUGGCCUACGACCGCUACCUGGCCGUGUGCCACCCGCUGCGCUACCACACCAGGAUGACGGCGAAAAAGGCCCUGAUCCUGGCCGCCCUGGCGUGGCUCUUACCGGUCUUCUUUGCGACCACGGUCAUCUACUUGUCUGCGACGUUGCCCCUGUGCGGUGACAAGAUCCAGAAGGUGUUCUGCGCCAACUGGAACGUGGUCAAGCUAUCGUGCGUGCCCACCGUGGUCAACAACGUGGUGGGCAUGUUCAUGACCACGACUACGAUUUUCCUCCCUCUGGCCUUCGUGUUUUACACGUACACCCGCAUCAUAAAUGUCAGCUGGAGACGCUCAGUCAAAUUCAAAGGGAGAGUAUUCCAGAGCUGUAUGCUGCACAUGGUCUCCUUUGUCGUUUACUCCAUUGCCAUAUUUUGUGACAUCUCCCUGAGCAGGUUCAACGUGGAGGAGAUGAACUCCUACGUGGCCGUCAUCUUAUCUCUGGAGUUCGUGGUCAUUCCGCCGCUUCUCAACCCCGUUUUGUACGGUCUGAAGCUAACAGACAUACGCAGGCACAUUUUCAAGAUGCUGUGAGGUUGUCAAAGCGACACUAAUGGAUACUCUCGAGACUACUCCUUGUUAGAGCUGCACCUGAUGGAAAAAUUUACUUUACAAUUUUCAUCAAACCUGCAAUAUAUUUUGCAAUGUGAAAUAUUACAGGAUCACUGUUGGGAAAGCUAAUUUUCUCCGCAAACUAGCUCAAAGUUGAAGUAAUUAUUCUAAAACUGAAGUAGUUCAGUUAAUAAUUCAGAAUUCAAAAUUUCAAAUUAAGUUGACUGGUCUAAAAACAAACAAGUUCAUCGUUCAUUUUCCCCCCAAUAUGUUGCUGAUGGACUAUUAAAAUAAAUGAUAACCAAAAUACUGGCAUUUUAUUUCCCUAUUCUUUCCACUCAUUCAGUCCGCACUAGUAGCCAGCUCCAGCUUUCACCAUAAUAUCUCAAAAACAUUUGGAAAACUUGGUGCUUCAAUGGUCUUUUUUAAAAAUGAGGAAUUAAAACAAAAACAAUACUAUUGUCUUGAAUGGACAAACAAGAAUACGCAACACAGUACGACAAAUGCAUCAAUUCUUAUAUUACAAAAUAAAGUUCUUACAGUUUGUGCAUAGUUUAAGGAUGUCUUUGUGAUGCAAAUCAUUUUCCAACCAAUGCAUUUUUAACAAUUAUGUGCUCUGUUACAAAAAUGUCUCUGAACCCAUAUUG